Saccostrea echinata is the source of this 2795-nucleotide messenger RNA. Its product is annotated as leucine-rich repeat protein SHOC-2-like. Gene Ontology annotation, molecular function: protein binding. The transcript has 2 exons. The record is from RefSeq and is a predicted model, not a curated record. Lineage: Eukaryota; Metazoa; Mollusca; Bivalvia; Ostreida; Ostreidae. The coding region runs from base 121 to 2520 and encodes 799 amino acids.
GGCAUCGCCGGUUUCUAAACAUGGCGGGUAAGAGGUGAAACACAAGAGGAGUGGAUCGUUCCAUUUGAUUAGGCUGGGAACCAGGCAACGGCGCCCAGUAACAGCAAAUAGAUAACCAAGAUGAGCGCAAGGAGGAAAAAGAAGGACGAAAAGCCCCCACCCGCCACGGGUCCAGGGAGCAAAAUUAUAUCCCUCCCUGACCCUGUCAAGAAGUACCUCAAAAAGCUCCCCGAUGGAAAGAAAAUCCAUUUGAAAUUCGGUAAUGGGAAUUGGAAAUCGUUGCCAAUCGAAAUUUACAAUAAUGAAGAACUAAGUCAGCUGGCAGUGAAAUUUACAGCGGAAAAUAAUCGACUGAAGAGGCUUCCAAAAGGUAUUGCAGCUCUUGAUAAUGUGGAGCAUAUUGAUAUAACCAACAACACAUUAUCAACCUUUCCAGGCUCUGUGUCCAGAAUGAAGAAACUUGAAGUUUUGAUAAUUAAGAACAAUGCAAUCAAGAAAUUACCGCCAGCAAUACACAAAUGUACAGGUUUACAGAAGCUUUAUGCUUCAAAUAACAAGAUUCGUGCUCUCCCGAAGAACAUUGGAAAGUCCUCAAUAGCGUACAUGGACUUGUCUUCAAACUUGAUCCGGUCCAUCAAGAAAGGACUUUACGAGAUGACCGCUGAGGUGGACUUAUCGGACAAUAGAAUAACAGAGAUGCCAACAGCAGCUGUCAAAAAACCAAACAUACAGAAGCUUAAUUUGGCGCGAAAUGGUGUUACUUUGAUUCCCGAGAAUAUCGACAAACUCUCGCGUCUCACGUGGUUAGACCUUUCGCAUAAUGCGGUACAGGAACUUCCGGCACAGAUAGGGGGAGUCCGUUACCUCCAUUACCUGAAUCUUUCCCAUAACCACAUCAAAACUCUACCGGAGGAAAUCUGCAAUCUAGGAUACGCACUUGACCACCUGGACCUCUCUCAUAAUGAAAUACCGGUGUUACCAGACGGCAUCAAGAGCCUUCGAAAGUUGACUUAUCUUGAUGUUUCCAAAAAUGAGGUGGAGUACCUCCCCGAGAGUAUACGAGACCUUCCGUGCUUAACAACACUAGGAGUUUCCGAAAAUAAAUUAAUAUCAAUGAAAUUUGCAGUGUACCUGAAACAGUUGGAGCACCUGUAUCUCUCGAAAAAUUCGAUCGAGGUUAUACCAGAUGAAAUUGAUCAAAUGAAGUCGCUUGUCACACUUGAUCUUUCGUGGAACAAAAUUAAAGAGGUACCUGGUAACAUAGGAAACGUUAAAAGUUUGAAGAGUUUAAACCUGUGCGGAAAUAAGAUCUCUUCUAUACCAGAUAGCCUGGGUCAAGGUCAAGUUUUGACAUUCUUAGAUCUGUCCCACAACCGCUUAACAGUGUUACCAACGGACCUUCGAAAGUUACGAAAUCUUGAAACUUUCCAUGUAAGUCAUAACGAAAUUGCGCUCAUGCCUAAAUCCAUCGACUUUCUGUACCAACUACGGUCUCUAGAUGUUUCGCAUAAUGGUCUGAAUGAGUUGAACCUCCCAAAGACUCUGACGCAUCUUAACUUGUCAGACAAUCCUCUAUCCAUCAACCCAACUGACCUCAGGUCCGCCAUUGUUGUCAUGGGUGACAAAGAUCACCUUAGGAACCUGACGUCACUUUCACUUUGCAAACUUGGUUUGGAUGAGAUUCCCCCGAGCGUCUUCAACCUGAGGUGCCUUAAACACCUUGAUGUUUCAAACAAUUCUUUGAAAACAUUGACAGACAACAUCUGCAAAAUGAGAGGUUUAGCGUCCAUCACUGCAUGCCACAACGAAAUAACAGCUCUACCUGAUAAAAUAAGUGCUCUUAAAAAAUUAGAGAAACUCCAUGUUUCGCACAAUGGCCUUACUGACUUCGCCCCAAGUUUAGGGCGCUUGGUCUCACUAUGUGAUCUUAAUAUGUCAAACAACAAAAUAACACUUUUACCAGACAACUUUGGAGAUCUAAACAAGCUCAUUUCUAUGGACCUCUCCGAGAACGAGCUCCUAAAUUUCCCAAAAGAUCAGAUCGAUGUUCUGGCCUCUUUACUGCAGCUUAAUAUUUCCAAGAACCAUAUUGACCAAAUGCCGAUAGAAUUUCCUUAUCUUUAUAGACUGAAAGUUCUCAGGGCAGCAAGUAACGACCUCAAGUCGAUCCCAAACGACAUGGAUAAAAUGAAAUCAUUGGAAAUUCUGGAUCUCUCUGAUAACAUUAUCGAAUCCUUACCGGAAAAGAUCUGCAAAAUGCCGGAACUGAAAGAAAUUAAUGUUUCCGAGAACAAAAUUACGAGAGGCUGGCCAAAAGCUUGGGAAAACCUUCGUCAAAAAAUUAAAGUUGAAAACGCUGAUCAGGAGAGCUUUAAGGAACGUGAGCCGCGGGAACGACCAAGCGACAAGGUGGCCGAGACGCAGGUCAGUCCAAAGUCAGCAAAACGCGGGAAAAAGAAAGUUUCACCAAUCGGAACGCCACCCAUCAAAUCUCGCGAGAAGUCUGCUCCCGUGAAAUAGACUGAUCAACCCAAAGAAAAGGCUUAUUCCGUUAGGAAUGUGUACAUACUAUGAAAAACGUUCUAAAGAGGUGAACAGAUACAGAAGGGCAUACAUUUGUAUUAUUCAUGGUAGCAGUAUUUUCUUUAUACACAUGUACGUUUAGAAUUCACGGUAAUCAAAUUUUUACUAAAAUGUCUUUAUCUGCUCAUUUAAUAUUUGUGAUUUAGAUAUUUUUCUAGUCAUUGUUCAACUUUUAAAUUUUCUAAAUAAUUCAUAAUGUUUAGUUCUUUCUC